Messenger RNA from Orbilia oligospora ATCC 24927, 2052 nucleotides. RefSeq lists its product as uncharacterized. The record is from RefSeq and is a predicted model, not a curated record. Lineage: Eukaryota; Fungi; Ascomycota; Orbiliomycetes; Orbiliales; Orbiliaceae. The transcript is spliced from 2 exons. Bases 1 to 2052 code for a protein of 683 amino acids.
AUGACAACAACACACCCCCAAGAUGCCCUCCACGCUGAGUCGCUGUCCUCUCCAGCGUCCUUCUGGGCCCCCUAUGCCGCCUCCCUAACAUGGGAAACUCCUCCUUCGACUACUCUUAUAACCAAGCCAGACGGCAGUUGGCAAUGGUUCCCAAAUGGCCGCCUCAGCUGCUGUUACAAUGCCAUUGACCGUCACGUAUCUGCCGGUCAUGGCGCCAACACAGCUAUCAUCUACGACUCUCCCGUAACUUCUACCCUUCAAAAGAUAAGCUACUCCCAACUCCUCACGGACGUCCAGCUCUUCGCCGGAGCUCUUACAUCAUUGGGGUUGCAAAAGGGUGAUCUGGCAUUAAUUUACAUGCCCAUGAUUCCCGCCUCCCUAGUCGCAAUCUUGGCGUGUAACCGUAUUGGGGUUAUUCACAACGUUGUAUUCGGAGGCUUCAGCGCACCAGAAUGCGCCAAAAGAAUUGAUGCUUCGAAGCCGAAGGUCAUUCUUACUGCCAGCUGUGGAGUUGAGGGUACCAAAGGUGUGGUGGAGUACAAACCCCUCAUCGAAGCAGCUGUUCAAACCGCGGUAAACAAACCCGAGAAGGUUGUAUAUUUCAACCGAAAGCAGUGUAACAUUACCACCGACCAGAGCAAAGGCGAGUAUGAUUGGAACACCUUGGUCGAAACGCAAAGGAAAAAAAGAGUUUUCACAAAAUGCGUUCCGAUGGAUAGUUCGGAUCCUCAUUAUACGAUCUAUACCUCUGGAACUACCGGUAGUCCGAAGGGUAUUGUUCGUGAAACCGGUGGACAUGCUGUCGGGCUCGCGUUCUACAUUAAUAAAAUGUUCGGGAUUAAAGGCCCCGGGGACGUUAUCUUCACCGCAUCGGAUAUCGGAUGGGUUGUCGGACAUUCAUAUAUUGUGUACGCGCCCCUGAUUGCCGGUGCAACUACCGUACUGUUUGAGGGGAAACCGAUCGGUACUCCCGACGCUGGGACAUUCUGGAGGGUGGUGGCGCAACAUAAGGUCAAUGUUAUGUUCACAGCUCCGACCGCGUUAAGGGCAAUAAAACGCGUCGAUCCAGAUCUUGAAGAGAUGGAUAAAUAUAAUUUAAAAUCUCUUCGGAUGUUGUUUUUGGCAGGAGAAAGAAGUGAGCCGCAGAUUGUUAGUCUAUUCCAAGAACAUCUAGCAAAACGAGGUGCGCCAGACUGCAAUGUUAUUGACCACUGGUGGUCAACGGAGUCUGGAUCUCCGAUAUCAGGGCUUUUAACCAAUGUACCCGAUGAAAAUGGGACGAUCGCAAAAAUACUUCCGGUUAAGCCGGGUAGCGCGGGGAAGCCACUUCCAGGAUGGGACGUCAGAAUCGUAGACGAUGACGGAAAAGAGGUUAGUGCCGGGGUUAUGGGGAAUAUUGUUAUCAAGACUCCCUUAGGGCCAACAGGUUUCAGAAACCUAUGGGGCGACGAAGGUGGAAAGAGAUUUGAUUCUUCUUACAUGAAGAGGUUCGAUCGGAAGUUCUUAGACACCGGGGAUGCCGGAAUGAUCAAUCCAGAUGGCUAUAUUCACGUCAUGUCCCGUACCGACGAUAUCCUCAAUGUCGCCGGUCACCGUCUUUCCACCAGUAGUAUCGAACAAGCCGCUAUCUCCCACGACGACGUAGCAGAAUGCGCAGUCGUCGGAAUCCCCGACGACCUAAAGGGGCACCUUCCAUUCGCAUUUAUUACACUUUCAACCCAUCACCACCACCACGCUAUCAAAGUGGACGAUGAUACUCUUUUCAAAGAGAUCAAUGCGUUGGUCAGGCAGAAUAUCGGUGGUAUUGCCACAUUAGGCGGCAUGAUCUGCGGUAGCGGCAUCAUUCCAAAGACUCGAAGUGGUAAAACUCUUCGAAGAGUGCUCAGAGAAUUGGUGGAGAAUGGAAGUAAAGGUAUCGAUAAAGCUGUCGCUGUGCCAGCCACUGUGGAAGAUGCCAAGGUUGUAGACGAGGCGAGAAAAGUUGUAAGGGCUUACUUUGAAGAAAGGAAACGAAGUGGGAAGAAAGGCGUGGUUAUUCGUGCGAAGUUGUGA